Molecule: messenger RNA, 2103 nt
Organism: Penicillium digitatum Pd1
Lineage: Eukaryota; Fungi; Ascomycota; Eurotiomycetes; Eurotiales; Aspergillaceae
Source: RefSeq, a predicted model, not a curated record
AUGCCCAUGACCGACGAAACAGACGACAGCGGAGGGGUUAUCCUAGAUGGCCCCUUCGAUCCUGACGCGCAGGCUACGGUCACUGACUUUAUCGACUACACUGAAUACCUCCCCGCAGACUUAAUCCGCUCAUUGACCCUCAUCCGCGGCCUCGAUGACCGAUACCUCGACUCGGCGCAAGCGGUACACCAGCUCACUCAGAUCUACGGUCAGCUCCCAGACCUUCCUUCGGAUAAUCGACCCAGCCCAAUCGCACUGCGCAAAGAUAUAUCGUCGCAAUUAGAUCGUGCUAUCAACGCGCGUGAAUCGGCAUAUGCCGAGGCCUGUCGUCUCUAUGAUGUUGUAGAUCGCCACUUUGACCGAUUAGGCUGCAUCCGCCAAAAACUCGAAGCGCUGCCCAAGCCUGCCUCCGAGGAACCAUCACCCCCACCCGAGCCUCUACCGAAACGUUCGCGGGGAGGCAAGAAGACCAAAGAUGCCACGACGCGUAUCACCCUUCGCUUGGACAACAAUCGCAAUAGGAGAGAAAAAAACAGGAGGCGUAUGCUAGGUGGUGAUGGAGCUUUUGACCCAGACUCUCCACUUGCCAGUACUGAGCAAUCGGACUUGGAAAGUGAAUUCAUUAAAUCUGCCCCUAAACCCGCUCAACCCCCAAAGAAGGAGAAAGCACGUCACCUGAGCUUGGGGAACGGACCGUCAACAGCCCAGGCCCUUGCGCAGUUGAAACCGCCGCCAGCUGAUGCGAAAUUAGGCAGCGAGGACCUGCCCUGGCUGCGAUUGACGGAAUGGGAGAUGACCAGGCUGCGGAAGAAGAUGAAAAAGAAUGCUGUGUGGCAGCCGAGUGAAGUAAUGAUUCACCGUGAGCUGGCCCUGGCAAAUCGAGGUUGGGAAGCAUACCGUGCCGCAAAGACCCUAGCAGAUGAGACGGGUGGGGAGUUCAUUGACUGUGAUAACAUUGAAGAAACCAGGCGCGGGGAGGCUGCCAAAGAUCUGGAGGAGACAAAGCUGAGCAAUCGCGGAAUGAAACUCAACGAAGCAAAGAAGUUGAAACGCGAACAGUUGGCCCGUGAACAGGCAAUGAUGGAAGGCGAAGGUGGCGUCUUGCUCAAGCCUUUGCUAAGCCCCGCCCAAGCACCACCAGCCGCGAAUCGAUCAUCACGGAAGAGGAAACGAGAAGAGGUCAUCCCCGAAGCAACAGAACUUGCUGCUUCCGAGCUUCCGAAACCUGCGCCAGUUACUGCCCCGGUCGCACCACCAGCCCCUGUCCCUGUGCCCACUUCCAGAGCUGGCGCGUCUCGGCGCAGAUCCAGCCGAGGAGCCGUUCCAGCCGCAGAAACUAACGACCUCACCCCCCCAAUCAAAACCCACAUGUCUCCCGCAGUUGAAACCAAAUUCUCCCCUCCUAUCCCUAGCCCCACAUCUGGACCCUCCAACCCAUCCCUUGUCCAACCAGUCGUCACUACACCCACACCGCCUGUCACUCGGCCUUCAUCACGGCGCUCUGUAGCCGCUGCCUCAAUUGAAGGCGGGAACUUCAUCACCAUCCCGAACGCAAUAGCAGCAAGUGGACGCGAUCGCCGCAUCAAAAGCGCGACACCUGCACACAAAAUACCCAUCCGCGAGCCUUCACACGCUCCAAGUGUCCCCGGCCCGACCCGCCGGCGCAAGCGUCCAGCACCAGGUCCAAUUUCUACCGGUCAAGAUGGCGGCGCAGCAGUAAGCUACGGGCGCCGCAAAGCCAAGCCAGGAAAGAAGCGACUCAGCAUCCGCGACUCUCAGGAUGUUCGUGUGGACGAAGACGGCGUCCUCGAGCAGAUCGAUGCUAAUGAGCCCCGAUACUGUCUCUGUGGAGAUGUUAGCUUUGGGACGAUGAUCUGCUGUGAAAAUCAGGAUGCAAGUUCUCCCUAUUUUGACAUGAUCCAGCGGAAUACUAAUUCUUUUGUCUGUUGCAGUGUGACCGUGAAUGGUUCCAUCUCAAUUGCGUGGGUCUGUCUGAAGUCCCCUCUCGCACAGCCAAGUGGUACUGCCCCCAGUGCCGUGUCAAGCUGCACAAGGGUGAAGAUGGGAUCAUCAAGGGGAGCUCCCGCCGUUAAUUGGAUUUAA